Molecule: messenger RNA, 984 nt
Organism: Seriola aureovittata
Lineage: Eukaryota; Metazoa; Chordata; Actinopteri; Carangiformes; Carangidae
Exons: 3
Coding region: 1-816 (271 amino acids)
Source: RefSeq, a predicted model, not a curated record
AUGAUAACCGGACAUGGCCUCCAGGAGAACCCACGUCUCCAGGGUUACCAUGGCAACCUCAGCCCCCUGGGAGGCAGUUUAAAUCUGACACAUACAAGACGAAGAGAAGUCAACCACAGACCCACGGGGCCGAGCCGCUCUGCAGCAGAAAGCUCGGACUCUUUAGUUGCAGACAAAUCUGCUCCUGACAUUAACAACUUACAGAUUACUUCGACGUGGAACACGGUAAAAAAGAUGAAGUCCUUGUUUCAUUUCACGUUGCUGGCGUCAGUCAUCCUGAGCUCGUGUCUGAAAACCCUCGACUCAGACCAGGAGCUGCAGGACAGCGGGUUCGGUCAGCCUCCGCCUCGCCACGGCCUCAAGCUGCUGGUGUGGUACGUUCAGAGCUGCCUGGACAACAACAUGGUGGCUCUGUGUGAUCCCACGCGAGGAGAGUAUGGAUUCCAUGCGUUUCGGAACCGAGGGCCGCGGCCUCUGCUCCCGGUGAUAAAGGACAAACGGCAGUACGGCUACUACACCGUCGGAAAUCUCAACGCUCCGCAUGCCAAGGACCUGCCGGACGAGGUCAGGAAGUACUACAACCGCCACGACCCCGAGAGUAACAUGGACAGAGUUUUGGUGAGAUACAAUAACAACAACAAACACAUCGAGGAGAUCUAUGCGUCUGCACAUUAUAAGGCUAAAGAGACGUACAGAAUCGGCCCCGAUCUCGUCGCCUCUCUUCGAGGAAUCUCUGCAGAAUCUCUCUAUGACGACUUCAGCAGCUCUGGAACUCUUCAAAACCUCCUGAUGCAUUUUUUAAACAAUCUUGAAUGACUUAUCUGCUUUUCUUUGUAGUCAGAAAGAAAGUGCCAGAUAACUUUGAUGGGCUUGUUUUAAGGCUUGAGUGUGAGAAAGGAAAGUUUGUGUAACUCUGUAAAAUCUGCUUGUAGAACAUUCAACAUGCUUAAGUGUCUUUGAACAUUAAAAUAAGUGUUAAAAUUU